Molecule: messenger RNA, 4798 nt
Organism: Xyrichtys novacula (pearly razorfish)
Lineage: Eukaryota; Metazoa; Chordata; Actinopteri; Labriformes; Labridae
Source: the annotation of a GenBank genome assembly
UGCUAUUUUGUACUUUGUGUCUCAGUUUGCUUUUUGGAAUAAACAGCUGUGAUACACAAAUAGGUUUUUGUGCAGCCUCAUAAUAUUGUCCCCAUAUAGCUUCUCAGAGCAAAAUGAAAAUAGUUCUACUGCAAUUCCUGGAGAGCUGUUUUGGUAAACUGUUUCCUUGUCUAAUUAUGUUUGAGUUGGAGUAUCAGAUUUACACCUCCUCUGAAGGUGUGUUUCCAUCGGACUGGUUGGAUAUUAGUUAAAAUAUGGAACAUUUCAUUGGUUGAGCUGUACUCAGCCAACUGGCCAAUAGUCUGAUGUGAGAGUUUGGCACCAGCUGCUGGCAGGUGCUCAGGUCCACAUCUUGUUACAGACUGACAGAACAGUACACUGCAUCGACUUGUUUACCGGUUGCUUGAUUAAAAUCAAAGUCAAGGCUUUUCAGUGCUGAUACAAAGUUAGACUUCUAAUCCAUACAACCCAACCAAGUCUCUGGUUGCCAUCCAAGUGCAACUAUGAUGCUUCAUACAUCUAUAAAAACAUUGGGAAAAAUAUAAGAAAUGCACAUCUUUUAAAAUCAAAACAGGAUUUGGAGGAUAAAUACAUUAAUGUUAAAAUACGCAUUCACCAUUUGAGUCUUUAAACUACAAGUAGUAAGUAGACUGUGGCCCAGUAGAUUAAAACAUUGAAGAUGAAAACUUCCACUAGAGGGCAGCAUUUCUCAACUCUAAUAGCAGUGGACUGCCAGACUUUAUAUUUUAUGAAUUUCCCUUUCCUCAACUUUCAAGUCAAUUUAAAACAAAGAGUAUACAGUAAAAGUAUUUUAUGAUACUCGUGGAUGUAAUCCCCUAAGCAUAUAAAUAUAUUUUGACUACUUCUUGAAAGUUUUGUUUUACAUGAACUUAAAAGUCUCAAAUCUGUUUCUGGAUUCAUAUUGGUCUGACUGGCGACAUUAGAGAGAACAGUCAUUGGGUCAAAGCGCCCUCUAGUGUUUAAAGACUCUGAACUGCAACUCACAGCUCGUUUUCGAGAAGACUUCGGUAAUCAGGGCACCUGUAACUCCUGAUCGCGCCGGAGCACGGGCGUUUACCGUAAUUACCCAUUUACAUAUGCAAUUGGAGCGGCUGGGUUGUCUCCGAAAAAAUGAGGAGCGGCUGGUAUGACCACUGUCGAAUAAAAAACAUCUUCCUGGUGAGUGUCACAAAAUGAGUGCGAGCUGACGGUAAGUCUUCGUCCUUCUUCUCCAUAAAUUAAAAUACAUGUAUGUUGCUGUUUAAGAGUGACUUAGAAAUACAGUUUGUAUAUAGUAUAGUUGUGCUUUCGUUUUUAGUCAUCUGUUGUGGUUGUCAUUGACCAAUUGUAUAUGAUGUAACGAAGCAUAAUUGCACUCCACCUUGUCGAAUCAACGACCUGCAUACUUCAUGUAGAGAUUGUCACGAAGAACUCUUUACGUUUGUAAACCUUUUUCAAAAUAUGAGCUUUCACACUUCAACAUAUUCUGUUUUUUGCAAAUACAAAAUGACUGCCUUAUUUACUUAUAAAUUAUUUCUGGUUUCAACUUGUGACUAAUGCUAAAAAGUAUACUAAUUUAUAGAGGCUGAAAAUAACGAUAAUUUUAACAAACAAAAGUCUGCUGCACUUUUUAAAGGGACUUUUUUUUUAAGACGCAGACUUUUUUGUUUGCUUUGAGGUAAUGGGAAUCUAGUGCGUCAGGAGAACACAGGGAGUAACAUCGCCCCCUCCUGGACAACAGGAGAGCCCAGAGAGACUUCAGUGAGGCUGUAAAUCAAAGUUAUGACACUUGAUCAUUAAUGAGAUGUCACCCUAUUGUGAAGGUUUCAUGAAUGUUUUUGCGUCAGUAGGAGAUUCAAGAGGCGGAGAAAUGAGUUCCAGAAAGCGAGCAAUUGAGGAUGUGACAGUUGCCAAGAAGAAACAAAAAGGUAAAUAAAAGAAAAUGGUUGACUCAGGUCAAUUUCUGAUUCACUGUUUACAUUCUUGUUGUAAUUUGACAUGUAGAAAUAAACCGAAGAAGGUCAACAAUGAUGUGUUUUUAUUCUCUGAAAGGGAAUCCACCUAUGGCACACCAUGGUCUGGAAAAUCAGGGAGCCACAUGUUAUCUCAACAGUGUCCUGCAGGUUCUCUUCAUGACCACUGAGAUCCAUGACAGGUUUGACACAGUUGGCUGCAGGAAAUAAACUUUGUUUUACUGAGUGCUACUUGUAAGCUCAUCCAGCAGGUGGGGCUGUCUCCCACUUGAGGAUGAUUGAUUGAAAGAAUGAUACUGAUGUGUUAUUUCUUAUUAUAGGGCAAGUAUCUCCAUGGAAUAUAUUUUGAUUUCACCAGACAGUAAAAAGUUACCUGUACUAACUUUAUUUUGAAGGUUGGAUCCAGAUAAAAAGCUCCAGGUCGCAGAUGAGGAGCUAAGAAACCUCUUUGCACAACUAAAAGAAACAACAUGUGGAACAGAAAACAUCACAAAGAGUCUGAAGAUUGAGAAUGGUUUGUUCAUUGGAGAUCAGUAAAACCCUUUUGAACCAGAUCAAGGGGGGGGAAUCGAACGGGUGGUUCAGGUUAUGAAAAGCAUGAAUGGCUUUUGUGUUCAAAUUCUGAUUUAUUUUCAGUUGGUCAACAACGUGAUGCGGCUGAGUGUCUGGAGAUGAUUUUACACAAGGUCAGCUCAGGUGUCACCGAGGUGAGUGUGAAGAGAAAAAUAUCAGAGAAUGAUAAAGUUGUAGAGUCAACUGUCUGUUCAACUUUAAGAAAUCAGGGGAUUACAAGGUGCAACUUUCCCUCAUCCUAAAAUGAGAUGAUUUCAUUAAUCAUAAUGUUGUCUCUUAAGGUUUUUAAAGGACAGCUGAAACACACCACAACAUGCUCCGAAGGCCACUGUAUCAUCGAGGAGAUGUGUCCCUUCCUGACUCUUCCGCUGUCUCUGAGAGGUACCAGCGAUCAAAGUCAAGAAGCGAGCUACAGUGUGGUGAGCAACUGAAAUAGUGGCCGCUAUUUCUUUAGUGACAUCUCCAACCAAAGGGGGGUUGCGAGCUGUCCAGAUUUACCUCUGGAGUCCAUUGUUUUGAUUUCCUCAGUCACUGCUUAACUUAAGAAGAGUAGUGAUUUAUCUUAAAGCCCCUGUGAGGAGUUUAUUGAUGCUUAUAAAAUAAACAGAAAUACAUAUCAAUGGAUUUUCUGGAUGUGUCUGGUGAUCACAACAAGCUUACACUGUUUAAGAUUUUCUAGGAGAGUGGCUUUGAAAAGAUUUUCCAGGAGAAAACAUUCAGCGGAGACGACAUGGUGUACUGUGACGAAUGUGAAAAGGACACAGAGGCGACCAGCGUGAGUUUGCAGACAGCUAACAACUCUGUGUUGAGUGCUUUUGUUGUGUUAUUAGCUGAACAAACAAUGUGGUGUUUGAUGUUAUUUGUGUUUUUCAGAAAUGUCAGAUAGAAUUUCCCCGUGUUCUGGUCGUACUCCUCAAGAGGUUUGACAUGGACUACAACACGAUGAAACAUGUCAAAUCGAACCGCUGUGUGGACGUGCCGCGCACAUUACAAAGAAUGGCAAGCUGAAUUAUUUGUGAAUGGUGUUUCUCUUGUUUGCUGUUAAACCUUAAAUAUACCUGACUGCUUCUUCUUCUUUUCAUUGUAGGACAAGACGUGCCAAUUGUACGCUAUUGUGAAUCACAUGGGUGGACUACAGGGUGGUCAUUACACAGCCACCGUCUUGUCCAAUGAGGACGAAACCUGGUACGAGUUCGACGACUCUCGAGUCAGAAAAGUGAGGAUGAAUUCAACUCUUCCAUGAGUGCAAAUAUCCAAACCAAAACCCAUCAAAUUAAGGAAAUUAACCUUUUCUUUUUUUUUUUUUUUUGGUGAAUAUUGCAGCUUGAAGAACAACCAUUUACAAACUCCAUGACUUACAGGUAUGUUUUUUUAAAACCUGUUUUAUAAAGUAGUUCCUGUAAAAAUGAAAAUCACAUUUGAUUUAGCGGAAAUGCAGAGUCAUUUUCCCCUUUUCAGUGUGUUUUAUGUGCUUUGAUUGAAACCAGAAUUAAUAAGAAGUCCUUAAACUUGCUAAGAAUAUCAUAUAACAUGGUUAAGAGCUGUAGCCACAGUUUUUUCUAUACUUGCUGAAUAUUGCUCCAUGGAAACAAUAACUUAUAAUGAUUAUUCAACAGUUCCAGUACUGCAUAUCUACUUGUGUACAGAGGUAAGAUCACAAGAGUUCACCAUAAAUGGACAUAGCUGAUGUUUAUGGAUCAAUAUGGAUCAAUAUACUGUUUUGCUUCCAUCUUCUGCUUUAAAGCCUCUGAGAGUCCAGAAAGACAAGAGGAUGGAGGAAAAGAUGCUCGUGAUAAAGAGAGGAAACCAAGGGAACAAAAACCAGUGGACCAAGACCAGGCCCCAAAAGAAGGGAUAGAGGAGGCUCAGGGAGAACCUCUUUUACCCCAGAGUCAAAACACACACGACAUGAGCCAUCUGCAUCUGAACGUCCAGCAAAAGGUCAACAACAGAAAACACAGACCAAGUGGAAAAGGUACACACAGAAAUGGUAUGCAUUUGCUUCAUCAAUGUUUUCCUUCAUAGUAAAUGGAGUGUUUGUCAGAGGAAAAUAAUUUGCCUUAUAUUUCCUUCAGACCAUGAGAGUUCAACCAACAUCCUGAAGAAGCCGUGUGUCAUUGCGCUCAUCGUUUGCGGCUGUUUGUUAGUCGUGAUUCUGAUUAUUAUUCUGGUGACUCAACCUGUAUGAACAUGAAAUAAAUGAUUGCAGUUUCCCAUACAAUAUAACUGAAUAAAUGCAUCAGUUCAUAAAU